Molecule: messenger RNA, 1656 nt
Organism: Salvelinus fontinalis (brook trout)
Lineage: Eukaryota; Metazoa; Chordata; Actinopteri; Salmoniformes; Salmonidae
Product: lysine-specific demethylase RSBN1L-like
Exons: 3
Coding region: 57-1520 (487 amino acids)
Cellular component (GO): nucleus
Source: RefSeq, a predicted model, not a curated record
UCUAUGCCUGCCUAGCACAAACAGCGGUCGGGAGAGUAAAUACAGAAAGCCCCAAGAUGGCGGAGUCACUGAGCUUCAUUCACUUUGGUGCAGCGACCAAAAGCCCGCUUGCCAAAUCUAAAGAACCGAAACUAGAGUCGGACACCCGGCCGCAGUCUUCCCGGGACAUUCACCCGCCGCCGCCCAAGCGAGUCCGAAACGACGAGAAGAGCCUUAAACCUAAGAAACUAAAUGGGGAAGGAGGUGCAGGGGGAGGUGGCGGCGCAGUGGAGAAGCAGCACCAGAAGCAGAGUUCAGGCAACCCGACAACAUGGAGCUUCAGCCCCGUCAAGGCGAGCAGCAACCCCUCGGCGCCCCUCCAGCCUCCCAUUCACACAGUGUUCAAGCAGAGCUCUUUCCUCGCCUCCCAUACCAAACCACCAUCCAAAAAGCCCAAGGAAAAACGAGAGAAAGAGAAGGAUUUCAAGGAAAAGAAGAAACAUAAACCAGUCCCUGGUACUCCUGGAAAUAUUAGCAGCAGUCUGAGUAACGUCACUACUGUAAUGAAGAAGGAGAACGGGGAGAUGAAGUUGGUGCAAAAAGACCACACCAGUAAGGACAAGACGAAGAAGAAGAAACACAAAGUGAUGAAUGAGAUCAAGAGGGAGAACGGAGAGGUGAAGCUCCUUCAGAAAGACAAGCAGAAACCCCAAAUAAACUCAGAUGAGCUCCAGAUUAAGAAGGUGAAGAAGAAAAAGAAGAAGAAACACAAAGAGAGUGAGAGAGAGAAGGAGAAGUGGAAACGGACCAAGAUGUACAGCAGGUCCAGCCAGACCGUGUGUGCUGGUCUCCUCUCUGAGCUCCACGCAGGCCUGGCCUCCAAACAACAGCACCACCACCACCACGGCCACACAGAGUUCAAACCCCCGCUCCCUGUCCACCACACCUCCACCACCUCAUCCAUCAAACAGGAGAACUGUUACAGCCCCUCUCCAACUCUGUCCCUCUCCAAGCCCCUAUGGAGCAGCAGCAAUAGCAGUAACAGUAGCAUUAGCAGUUGGGACCCAGCUUCCCCCAUGACAUCCCCCCUCCAGAUGCCCCAGCCACGGUGCCCCCAGCCUGGCUUUGAGAACCUGGAGUUCGCCCGCUUCAUCCACGUAGAGGAACAACCCAACGGUGGAGCCCUGGUGGCACACGCCUACUGCAGCGAGCUCUCGGCCCUGUCUCCAGCGGAGAUGCAGCUGUUCGCCCAGGAGUUUGUUACCCUGGCCUUCAGUGAGGACGCGUCAUCCCAGGCAGCUCAUUACGUCAUGGGCAUCAUCCACGGGGCGGCCUCCUACCUGCCAGACUUCCUGGACUACUUCUCCUGGAAGUUCCCCUCGUCGCCGGUCAAGAUGGAGAUCCUGGGGAAGAAGGAUAUAGAGACCACCACCAUGCUCAACUUCCACAAUCAGGUGAGGAUGCUGUUUGGUUGGUGUGUUUUAGUGCUGGCUGCUGUAUUUGUUACAGUAUUUGAUGCUAAAUGUGUGACUAUAUUGUAAUUGAAGCAUAGCGCCCUGCAUCCCACUGCUGGCCACUGAAGAUGAGCAGGGUCGGUCCUGGUCGGUCUGGAUGGGAGACCUGAUGCUUGAAGUGGUGUUGGAAGGCCAGUAGGAGGAACUCUUUCCUCUGGUCUAA